This is a messenger RNA of Melospiza georgiana, 5138 nucleotides long. It is a transcript of the gene LYPLAL1, whose product is annotated as lysophospholipase like 1. Gene Ontology annotation, biological process: protein depalmitoylation. The coding region runs from base 913 to 1797 and encodes 294 amino acids. Gene Ontology annotation, cellular component: cytoplasm. The transcript has 5 exons. The record is from RefSeq and is a predicted model, not a curated record. Gene Ontology annotation, molecular function: palmitoyl-(protein) hydrolase activity; carboxylic ester hydrolase activity. Lineage: Eukaryota; Metazoa; Chordata; Aves; Passeriformes; Passerellidae.
AGAUUUCAUGGUCUAAAUAAACAGGAAUAGAGUAUUAAGGACAGUAAUUUGAACAGAAAUACAAGCACAGCAUGCUCCUCAUACUACACACACACUCUGAUGUUUCAUCUACUGAACCCACAGGCCAUUCUGUAGGUAAUAACGUGCUACCUCAAGAGGCUAGGGUUUCAUUACAUUUUUAAGAACUAGCAGGUGCGCCCCUAUGGCUUGCCAAAACGCCUUGUGAUGAACUGCAAAACUAAUCCGUGCACUCGCUGCUCACCCCGGGUCGCGCUGCACCUGGCCAGUGAAAUGGCAGCAGUGCAGUUUAUGGCCGGCUAUCCUUGUCCCAUGUCGCAGACCUCAAAGGGCUAAAGCAAGUGGCUGAUCUGCACAGCACUAGUGGGGUGAAAACAAAUAAUUAUGAUCUUGAACGUGUAUAGGUUACUCAAAAGUGCAAAAGUAAGCUCCUACUCCUUAUACUCUUAUGGCAGUUCAGUAGAGACUAGCGAGAGCGCCGGGAUAGUUGUGCUUAGACAUGGAUUAAGGUCGGACAAGUUGUCAAAUGUCGGCGGGACCUUUUUCAUGGUGCUCCUUGCAGGUCCUUCAGUCUCCGCAGCGGCUGGAAGGAGCCCCCAGUGCCAUCCGCCUUCCCUCGGCCCUCCUGCAGCCAGGCCUCGCCCUUGUAGGGCUGCUCCGGUGAGCUGCUGCCCGACACCUCCCCGCACGCGUGUGCCAGGAAAACCCACAAACGCCAGAGGUUCAUGUCCAAAAAGGAGACAGAGGAGUCCUGCAACUUAAUUCGUAUAAAGGCAGGGAGUCCACAGGGGCACACGCCCGCGGGGCUUUCUCUCUCUCACGUGCGACACCGAAGGGGCUGAUCGGUCCCUGUCACAGGGCACUGCUAAAUACGGCGUCCGGAGCCAGGCCGCGAUGCCUGGAAACAAGCUUUGCUCACCCAGCGCCGUGCCUGCAGUGACAAAUUUCCUAGUCCGGCGCCAGAAGAGCCCGGGGUGCCUCAGCAGAGGAGCGGGGGGCGGAGACAGGGCGACGGCAGGCCCGGAACCGGCAGGGCUGGCCCGGAGGAGGAGGAGGAGAGCGCUGGGCAUGGCGGCGCCCGCAGCGCUGCAGCGGAGCGUGGUGGCCCCCGCGGGCAGGCACACCGCCUCCCUCAUCUUCCUGCACGGCUCAGGUGAUACUGGCCAAGGAGCAAGAGCAUGGAUAAAACAGAUUUUGAAUCAAGACAUGGCAUUCCAACAUAUAAAAGUAAUUUACCCAACAGCUCCUGCCAGGCCAUAUACACCCAUGAAAGGAGCCUUUUCCAAUGUGUGGUUUGACAGGUAUAAGAUCUGUAAUGACUGUCCUGAACACAUUGAAAGCAUUGAUUCCAUGUGCCGGGGCCUUACAGACCUGAUCAAUGAUGAGGUUAAGAAUGGCAUUGCCAAGAGCAGGAUACUCAUAGGAGGCUUUUCAAUGGGAGGUGGAAUGGCAAUGCAUUUGGCCUUUAGGUUUCAUCAGGAUCUGGCAGGAGUCUUUGCCUUGUCCAGUUUCCUGAAUAAAGACUCUGCUGUGUACCAGGCUUUGAAAAGAAAUGAAAGUGCUCUUCCAGAAUUAUUUCAGUGCCAUGGAACUGCUGAUAAUCUAGUUCUCUACUCAUGGGGUGAAGAGACCAACAAGAUGUUAAAGUCUCUGGGAGUAUCAACAUCACUUCAUACUUUUCCAAACCUCAAUCAUGAGCUGAACAGAACUGAAAUAGAAAAAUUAAAAUCCUGGAUUAUAAAGAAAUUGCCUGUUGAAGCACCAAAGGCUAAUGAAUAAAUGAAGAUCCAGCCUCAUACUUUCUGAUUUUUCAUAGUUUUAAAAUCAUGUGUGACCUAUAUGUGGGUGUCCCAUAUCCUUAUAUAAGCACAACUUCAGGCAAACACUUUAAUAUUCCAUAAAGUUCACCUAAGAGGUGAAAAAAGGUGCUGAACACUAAACCUCAAUUUAUUAUAUGGAUUUCUUUUUCUGUUUUCUUGUCCAGUUUUUAAGCACAUGCCAGUCUACAAAAAAUACUAACUGAUAAUAUUAAAAGCAUUCCAAAAUAGUCAAAGCAAUAUUCAGGAAGCAGUUCAGUAAAUCUCCCAGAUAAUUUUCUUUUUUUUUUUUUUGGGUGAGGAGGAUUGGGCAGGAAAGUGUUCUAAGAUAGAAAAAUAUACAGUGGCAUGGUAGUGUCUAAUGGCAUUGUAGCAACAAAAAAGGCCAGUUACUAAAAUAAUACAGUUUUACUCGUACAAAUGCAUGCAUCUGUUCAAGUUAGUUUAGUGAGAGGGACUGUAUUGGCUUCAAUUGGAUUCUCAGCAUGUGGGAAUGAACUUACCUCAAAGCAGAGCUGUAUGUCCCCUGAAAAAAAAUCAGGUUUGUGUUAUAUUUUAAAAAGUCCUAAGUAGCUGUGUCUAGCUACACCACAGGGUCUUGUUAUUGUCCUUUCUCAUUGUUUUGUUACAGAGCUCUAGGUUUGUGUGAGUUUAUUGUGCCCUUUGUGGUUUGCAGUGUAGAUUUAAAAGAAAAAAAGAAGUACCAUCAUGAUUGCUAAGAUAUAUCCUGUUUUUGAAAAAAUCAUUCUUUGGGCCCUGUUCCUGCAGAAACUUAUUUUUGCCAAGAGUUUUAUUUUGGCCUGCAUGGCCACAUUUUAAAUUAAAAGAUGAGGAUACUUGACUCCUCCGUUAAUAUUUAAAAGUUGUAAAUAAUGAUUAUGAUAUAAAGAAAACUUGUAUCCCCUUAUUUUAAUGGUGGAUGAUUCAUCUCUCUGUCAGUUUGAUAAAUUAACUCAGAGUAUAAAUAUCUAUUCUUAUGUAAUUGUAAUGCUUUUUUUAUUUCUCCCCCCUCUGCCCCAUUUUCUACUCCCCAAUUUCAGUAAUUUUUUUAGCAUGACAAGCUAUUCAGCCUUUUGCCAAAGCCAAUAGAUCCAAGUCUCUUGCUUAAUCCUCUCCUUUUCCCAUUUUUGAGGAGUGGAUCUGGGACACUGUUGUUUGCUCUGUCACAGCAGAUUGCUGCCAGUACUGACUAUGACUCCAGAAAUAUCAGCCAGCUCCCAGGGACUAAGUUUUAUUCAAAUCCUCAUGCCCUGAGACCUCAGCCAGCUUUUACCUAUCUUGAAGAGUAAGCAAGGGGAAAAAAAUGUCACUGUUCAAGUACAAGCCAUGUAAUUGGCAGUAGCAAGUAACAACUUCCUGCUGCUAAAAAUAUUUUGCUGUAUUUCAUUUUCCUAACAUUAGCAAGUCAGCAGUCUGUUCUGAAAAACAGCAUUUUAAAUGGCACAUGAAAACUCAGCUAUUUGAAAGAGUGAGUGAACAGCAGUUUUUCCUGGUGCCCUAGGCUUCCUAAUUACUGCAAAUUAAAUUGAAACAGGUGUGUUCAGAUGCAGCUGAGCUAACAUUGCCUUGGCCCAACUCUGAUUGCAAUCCCUGACAAGUGAAGUAGCGGCAUUUUAGGGAUAAUGCAUCACUUUUGUCCCAUUUUCUGUUCUUCCUGAGCUCCUAUCAGGAGGCUCUUUAACCACUAAUGCAAGGUGGCAAUUAAUUUUGGUGACAAGUGCAUUCACAUUGGAAAGUGGCAGGUUUCUGGCAAGGUGGCUUUUAACAGGGUCAGAGAAUAGCCUAAAACAGUUUAAGUAAUACCGUGGAGAAAAUAGAAUACAUUACCAAGCCAAACCCAGCUAUUUGAUUGCUUUUGCAAUGUGAAUAAUUGCAAAUACAGUGGAUACAGGGUUUGGCUUAGUUCCCCUGUUAUAAGUUGAGAAGGAAUUACAAAUGUCAUGACAUCCUUAGAAAACAGUAAGUCCCCAGUUUGCAUCUAUUUUCUUCCAUCUUCUUGGCUUGUGAGUGAAACACCAACCAAUCAGGAGAUGCAUUGUAACAUAGCAGUGGAAAUCCAUCAGGUAUAUGGUGUAACAGAGCCCCAAAUCUCAGAGGUUUUGAGGUCACUUUUGGGAUGUUGGAGAACUCAGUAGAUUUCCUUCAGUCUGCGAGAAGUGAGCACAGUGGGACUUGCCUGUCCCUUUGGCUGAAGAUGAUGUGGCUGUGUGUUCCAGAUGGUGCCAAGCUCAUACUGGACAAACAGAUUGAAGUUUAGCCCAGAAAAAUUUGGGUUAUUGGUUGGUAUUGAGAAGCAUCCAGAGGCAAUAUUAGUCCUUGAAGACAGUGGGCCUGCUGUUAGAUCUCUAGUCAAAUGAAAACCUUAAUAGUCAAAAAUUAGCCCAGCUCUUUGACAGCAUGUUUUAGAAGUAAUUCAGACAGCUUUUUGACUGAUUGGCCCUUUUUUUUAACCUGGCCCUUUCUUACUACACUUUUAAAAAUUAUUUUUUAAUUUAAUAUUGGAAAUAGGGUGGGGGUUUAUUUGCCAAAAUGGCAUCUCUGCAAUGCUUAUGGCACUGCAGCUCCAGGAGCUGCCUGUUAAUUUCUGGAUAGAGUUUAAAGUGCUUCUUAGAGACAGUAAGAAUCAAAAAGAACUUCACUUUUGCCUAAAUGUUUGCCUGUUAUUGCGACAGACUUCCUGUACCAGGUGCCAGGGCAUGCAGAGCCCUGAACUGGUAUGUCUUACCGGCUGAAUUUAGAUUCAGAUGAGGAGAAUGAUAAAGAAUGCAACAUUUCUGGUUCAUCCAUAAUGUUUCACUCCUGAUCAUACAAAAAUCUUAAGGCAAAAGAUGCCGUUCACUUUUGGGAGGAAUCAAAUUGAGGUGCUUUCCUUUUUUUUUUUUUCCUUUCUGUUUUUGUCCUGUUUAAAGAUACAGUCCUGAGCAGCAUUUUGAGGAAGAUACUAGAAAAUUUAAGAGCCAUGCCUGGGUCUGUACCACUUGACCUACUGAAAGUAUGAGAACAUAAACUAGAAAGAGAGCGGUUCUGUCCUGCUCCAGGAAGAAGGCAGGAGCAAUUAGUUGGAAUGCUGGUUUAUGUUCUUACUGUAAGUCUUUUUAAGGUACUUUUUUCUUUCCUUUCAAAGUUAGAUAAGAGUUUGACUUUAAAGUAGAAACUUUUAAAACCAUUUUAAAGUGUAACUGGAAUAACUAAAUCCUUUCAGAUUGAUACUAUUUUCUUGGAACUUGGUUCUGUUGUGGUGAAAUACACAAUUCAGUAGGCAAAAGAAAGCUCAUUUAAUAAAGUCUUUAACUCUUGGGCUCA